CACAGACCGUAGACUAUUCCCACAACAACAAAAAAAUCUGACCGGGGUUUUUAAGCGUUUGGCCUUUUUUUUCCUUCCAUUGGGGCGGCAGCAAUUCGUGGUAGUUUGCCUCAUCUAUCGCCACAAGUGUGUCCAAACUAGACAAGUAUCGGCUCGUAAAAGAGAAUGGAUUUACAUGAGGAAAAGCUGAAAACUCAGAAGGAAACAGUGACAGAGGAGGCAUGAUUGACUCAGAGGAACUCCAAGCUUCCUUAAGUCUUGGUGAAAUUCCAGUAAGAAAUGCUCCAGAAAUCCAUGAUGAAACAGGCAGAGCGGAGACUCCUGGCUGCGUGAAGCGACUGCGAGCCAGUUGGCAACUUGUUUUGAUUGCGAUUUUGAUGGUGGUGAUUCUUGCUCUGAUUGGUGUCCUUUUUAGUGAGAAAAAGGAAAAACAGAGCCUGGAAGCAAAAUUACAGCAUAUGGAAGAGGAGAUAUUUGCUGCAAGGAUCAAUACAGAUAGGCUGCAAAAAGAAAACAAUCAGCUGAUGCAGGUUUUGAACUUCACUUACCAAAACUUCACUACUGUGGAAAAUGGUGGCCAACUGAAGCAGCUUCUAAACACCACUUUGUUGUCAAUUGAAAAAACCCAGCUGAGCCAGCUCUUGGAGAAGACAUUGCAAGAAAAAACGCAGUUGCAAGUGGAGAAAAAUGAACUGAACAUGCUUCUAAAUUCAACACUGCAAAGUUGUAACCUUGUGGAGGCGGAGAACGUACUACUGAAGGUGGCACUGAACCAAUCACUGCAUAACAACACAGUGGCAUCUGCAGAAAAUGAACGGUUGCAACUUCUGUUAACCAGCGAACAGCAAACCAGUGCGCAGCUGGAAACAGUAAACCAGCGACAGCAUUCAAUCUUAUUCUCCAAGAGGCUGACCUUCGUCUGGAUGUUCUGCAACAAUGACACCCUGCAGUGUUCGCGAUGCCAGCCUGGCUGGACCGAACAUGCUUCACGCUGCUUCUUCUUGUCAACAGUGGCAAAGACGUGGGAAAAUGCUCGCUGGGACUGUUUCAGCAUGGGAGGUGACUUGGCUGUUGUUUUGAACGCCGAAGACCAGGCAUUCUUGACCAACAUGACUUUUCAGUAUACACAGCAGCACCGUGGGGAAGUGUUCCAUUCAGCCUGGAUUGGGAUGCAGGACAUGGUGAAAGAGGGCACCCACUACUGGGUCAACGGCAACAGUAUUCAGUCAGAUGUCAUAUACUGGAGGGAUUCGGAGCCAAACAACUCCAUUCCCUCCUGGGACGUUGACAUGGCAGGGCAGGACUGUGUUGCCAUUGUGCCGCCGAAUGAAGUUGGUGUCGGGGAUUGGUUAAACUCCUGGGAUGAUAUCGUUUGUCUUGGAGCACGACACUACAUAUGCGAGACAGUGGCUCUCAUAGUGUCCUGACAGAAAGACCUGGGAUGUAGUCCACUUUUAGUAGAAGUAUCCUGAUAUAUGUAAAGUCUUGUUUUCUCUUUAUGUGUAUUGUGCUAUAUAAAAACUAUAGAAUUAUUGCUAGGAUGUCCAUGCUGUCUCACUAGGCACUUGAUCUGGUGCAAAAAAAGGCUACAAAAAAGGGCAAAUGUAGCAACGCUCUACAGUCAACUUGACUAUGAAAAGUUUUGAGUUAGACUGUUUAAGAUGCUGGAUUUUUUUAAAAUCAACACCUGAAUUCAAAAAUUUAAAGUUUUCAUAUUUCUGACCAUCCUGCUCUAGUAAUGAGAAGGUGGCGACAUAUAAAUGUUUAAUUCUUGAGUUAGAUUCUCUGUGUUGAAGUGCAAUGCACACUUUCACCACAUAGACCAGUAGCAUCUGCUGUAAUCCAAUGUGAUUGAAAAAUUGAUAAUAAAUUUGGUUUGACAACACAGCAAAAUACA
Amphiprion ocellaris (clown anemonefish) is the source of this 1897-nucleotide messenger RNA. RefSeq names its product CD209 antigen-like protein B. Gene Ontology annotation, molecular function: signaling receptor activity. NCBI's taxonomy places the organism in Eukaryota, Metazoa, Chordata, Actinopteri, Pomacentridae. The record is from RefSeq and is a predicted model, not a curated record. The transcript is spliced from 2 exons. The coding region runs from base 222 to 1427 and encodes 401 amino acids.